AUGGACCAAAGAAACAGCACCCCGCGGCCGCGCCCGUCGCUCAAAUUCGCGAACCGAAGCUAUCAAGCGUCGCCUCUGAACCCGAACAAGCGACUGGGCACCCCCAAGACUGCUCCAUCGCAGAGGGUCCUCAAUCGCGACCCCGUGCCAUCGAGCAACCUCAACACAAGCACUAUUUCAACCGCAAGCAACCUCUUCCGUUCGUCUACCAUCAGCGCGAACUCGGCCACUACAUCCUUCGCCCCGAACCUGCCUACAAGCACCGCAAAGAAGGUCUUCGCGCCUGGCGCGACUCCGGCUUCUCAAAAAGUCUACCGAGAGACCAUCGCCCAGGCGACCCCUCGGGGCAUGGCAGCCAAGUCGACAUCGGCCGAGCUCUUUCAGAUGCGCAUUCCCUCCCCGCCUCCUGAGCUGUCCGGCGAAGCGCUCGCGCGAGAUAUCCCCCCUGAGCUCGAAGCCAAGGGCACAGUGUAUGCCGAUCAGUACCUCAGCCACCUAGUUCCGACCGAGUACGAUGACUUGCAACGUCGUCAGCUGUUUUGCGUUCUCGAUCUUCGCCGCCUGAAAUAUGCUGCCAACGAGAUAUUCAACAAGAAGGAUUGGAAGCUCAACAUCAUGAACUUUGCAAAGGAAUUCGAAAAGAGCAGGAGCUUGAUCAUGCUCAGAUAUGGCCUGUACGAGUUCAAGAACGUCAAGCCCUCAGAGGAAGUUUUGAAGAAGUGGAGGACCGCACAUGGACUACCUGAACCCGAGGAGGAUGCUGCGGAUGCUAGCCCUUCCAGGCAGACUACCCGUCCCAAGCGCAAGGCUGAAGACCAGCUAACCCCCAAGGACGCGGCCCUUUCGACCGCUUCGCCCAACAAGAACAACAAGAGGCGUGCUAUGGACAGAGAGGAGCCAGAGCUUGCGACGCCGGCAACGAUCAAGAGCACGAGAAAGGCAACCGUCGAGGACGAGUCGGAAGAGAGCCAGCCCAGCAAGUUGCAGAAGCCUACCUCGACGCCCUCGGCCACCAAGAGCAUGUUUGAAAAGAUUGCCAACAACCAAGGCCCCUCUUCGACGCCCAAGGCGACCCCCAAGGCUGCCGAGGCCAAGCCCAGCAGCCUCUUCGGAGGAGCAUCGAAGCCCGCAAACAACGAACCUCCACGCUCCGUUUUCGAGAAGCAGCUCAAGCCUGCCCAGGCAUCCAACAUCUUUGGUUACUUGUCCGAUGCCAGUUCUGCGAAGAACAGCGGUGUGGAGGCUGAUGCAGAGAGUGAGACUGACUCCGAUGACGAGGCGGAGCCCAGUGUUGCCGCUAGUGGUGGUGCCGAAACGCCGUUGGGCCAGCCGGCCUCCAGUCUCUUUGGUGCUCAGAAGCCUCUUUUCUCCGCUGGCCCCGCGACUGCUCCUACCAGCACUUUGUCGGAUGCCCGAGAGACUACUCCUUCGGGAACUAAGAGUCUGUUCGACCGUGUGACCAAGGGCAACAACGGGCAGCCUCUCCGCGCGGACUCGGCUGAGCCGGUGCCGGCUCCUGAGAAGACACCCUUCGCCCCGGUCAAGGAGACUGCUCCAGCCCCGGUUAACGCUACGUGGAACCCCAACUCGCCGAUCAAAUUCAAUACCAACCCUGCGCCUAGCAAUGGACUCUUUGGAGCGUCUACCAACGGAUCGAGCUCCAUUUUUGGUGCUAAGCCUGCCACUCCUGCUGCCCCUGCAUCCAAUUUGUUCGGCGCUCCGAAGCAAGAUGAGAAGCCCAAGGCCGGGAAGCGGUCUGCUUCCGAGGAUGAUAAAGGUUCGGAGUCAGACAAAGAGAACAGCUCCCAGCGUCCUGCCAAGUCACCAUUUGGCGGCUUCUCCGGAUUCCAGUCGAAGCCGUCCGAGGCGCCUAAAAAGGACGAAGCAGCUCCUAAGCCGGUGGCCGCACCAACUUUCGCGUUCGGUGCUCCCGCUCCCAAGGCGGACGAGGCCAAGCCCGCAGCUCAGGCCUCGAAUCUAUUUGGUUCUCAAGAUAAGCCUGCGGGCUCUGUCAUGCAAUCGUCGACGCUCUUCGGCGGCAGCAAGCCUCAGGAAACACCCGCCGCCGAACCGGCUAAGCCCCUAUUCGGCGCAAGCACAUCGGGCACUUCGAGUUCUUUCCAGUCGAACCCUCUCUUUGGUGCCCCCAAGCCACCCGCGUCGGUCACCUCCAACCUCUUUGGUGCUAAGUCCAGUGACGAAGGUUCCAAGGGCCCCCAGACGGCUCCCGCACCCGCCGCAGCUCCUGCUUUUAGCUUCGGCGCCAGCAAGGCGAACGAAUCCGCUGGCUCUCCCUUCGGUGGCAGCCCCAUGAAGCAGGAUGGCCCGCCAGCGAAGAGGCAAUUCAACGCCCCUAGUUCGUCCGCACCGGCAGCCCCGUCUGGUGGCAUGUUCAACUUUGGUGGCUCCCAAAGCGCAGCUCCCGCCAACCCCUUCGGCGGGGCUGCGCCUGCGCCUCAGACAAACGGUGGUUCCAGUGGUCCUCCAAGCUUCGGCUCUGGCGGCGGUUCUUCAUUCACCUUCAGCGCUGGUGGUGGCGGCCAGAGUUUCAACAACCCCUUCGCAUCUGCUAAUGGCAGCGGCUCUGGUGCUGCCCCCGUGACCUCGGCCGGUGGCAUGUUCAACUUCGGCGGCGGCGCAUCUUCCGCUCCCUCCAACGGCUCUACACCAUUCCAGUUUGGCGGUGGAUCGUCCGCACCCGCGCCUGCGGCGGCAAGCAGCACUCCCUUCCAAUUUGGAGGCGGCGCUCCCGCUCAGCCUGCUGCCUCGACUCCCACCUUCGCCUUUGGUGCCUCUAACGGAUCUGCCAAUGCCCAGGGGCCUGCGUCCCAAAAGCCAUUGUUCGGAGCGUCAGCCUCGGCACCAACGAGCAACCUCUUUGGUGCCAAGCCUGCCCAGCCUGCCUCCGGCGGCAUGUUCGGUAACCUGCAGCCCCCGGCGGGUGCCUCUACCACCGGCACAAACUCACCCUUCAACUUUGGCGGCGCCUCUAGCCUAGCUACGACUCCUGCCACAGGCACUCCCGAGCCAGCUGCGGAAGCCGACAAGACUGCUGCCGCUGGCGGUGAAGGCGACGAUGCCGACGGCAAGCCUCACGAGCAACUCAAGCUUACCGAGGGUGGUCCGGGCGAGGAAGACGAGGAAAUCCUCCAUGACGUCCGGGCGAAGAUUAUGAAGUUCAUUCCGGCCGGAUCCGAGGAAGACAAGGAUAGUGGCGAUGAUCAACCCAAGAACAAGAGCCCUUGGUCAACCAAGGGCGUCGGUCCCCUUCGUCUCCUGAAGCACAAGAACACUGGCGCCGUUCGCAUGCUGCUGCGGGCGGAACCCCGCGGUCACGUUGUGCUCAACCGCACCGUCCUACCCGCUGAGACUUACAAGGCGGACAAGAAGUACGUCAAGCUCACGACGUCGAACGAGACGGGCAGCGGCCUCGAGACUUGGAUGGUGCAAGUCAAGACGGAGGACUUCGCCAAGGCGCUCGCAAGCGCUUUGGAGACUCACAAGUCGGCCAACGCCAAAUGA
Molecule: messenger RNA, 3522 nt
Organism: Colletotrichum orchidophilum
Lineage: Eukaryota; Fungi; Ascomycota; Sordariomycetes; Glomerellales; Glomerellaceae
Product: RanBP1 domain-containing protein
Exons: 1
Coding region: 1-3522 (1173 amino acids)
Biological process (GO): intracellular transport
Source: RefSeq, a predicted model, not a curated record